AUGGCGAAGAAGGGGAAGGCUAAAAAUGGGGCGGCCACUGGUGAAGGAGAACAAGUGACUGCUCCAGCUGCAGCGACCACCAACGUCCCAGCAGCUGAUCCAGUGCGACCGGCACCGGUCAAAGAGGUGAAGCUUGAGGUGAAGCCCGCACCGGAGAAAAAUGCCAACCCACCGAAGCAGGCUAACGCAGGCGGUGCCGUGCAGAACGGUUCCGAAGGAGAAACUGGCGAGAUGCGACGGAAGCGAAGCCGUCGUGGCCGCAAGAAGAAGUCGGAUGAUGCGUCCGAUGACCAGUCCAAGGACAAGGCACCCUCGACGGUGACGGCGAGAAAAAAUCUGCGCAAAAAGCGCAGCAAGCUGAUGCGAACGCUGGAGCAGCUGGAGGCUAAUCCAGCCCAGGCCGCGCCGGAAGGUAAACCGACACAGACCCCCGAAGAUAUCCGCAAGAAGAUACAGAUCAUUGAAAGUUUGCUGCAGCAUCUGCAGGCACAGACGCAGGAGGAGAAGAAAAAGAUGGAGUCGCUCAGGAGCGGCAAAGCUGAACCGCAGGAACCGGCGAAGAACGAGCAACAGCAGGCUCCGAAGGUGUCGGAACCGGCUCCAAAGAAUUUAACCACCGAAAAGGCACGCAAGGAGGGAGAAGUGAAAAAGCUGGCCAAUGAGAAGGUCGAAAUCCAGAACGAAGCAAAGCGGCUGGCACAGGAGAAAGCUCGCAAAGAGCAGGAAAUGAAGCGGCUAAUCGAGGAAAAGGCGAAAAAGGACGCAGAAGCUAAGCAGCUGCUGGAGGAGAAGGCGGCACGCGAAGCGGAACUGGUCAAGCUGACCCAGGCGAAGGCACGCGUAGAAAAGGUCGAACAGAAGAUCAAUGAAAUUGAUCAGAAGGUCCAGCAGCGCAAGGAAGCGGAUGAGCCGAAGGUUGCGCCUGGUAGUCCGAAGCAAUCAGGCAAGAAGGAACAGGCACGCACGCGCAAGGACUCGGAAUCGAACAAGAAAAAGGAAGCAGAAGAGAAGGUCAAGAAGGAGGCAGAAGAAAAGGCCAAGAAGGAAGCGGAAGAAAAGGCAAAGAAAGAAGCGGCUGAAAAUGCAAAGAAGGAAGCCGAGGAAAAGGCAAAGAAGGAGGCGGCUGAAAAGGCAAAGAAGGAAGCCGAAGAAAAGGCCAAGAAGGAAGCGGAAGAAAAGGCCAAGAAGGAGGCGGCUGAGAAGGCGAAGAAGGAGGCAGAAGAAAAGGCCAAGAAGGAGGCGGCUGAAAAGGCGAAGAAGGAAGCGGCUGAGAAGGCAAAGAAGGAAGCGGAAGAAAAGGCCAAGAAGGAGGCGGCUGAGAAGGCGAAGAAGGAAGCAGAAGAAAAGGCAAAGAAGGAAGCGGCCGAGAAGGCGAAGAAGGAAGCGGAAGAAAAGGCGAAGAAGGAGGCGGCUGAAAAGGCGAAGAAGGAGGCGGAAGAAAAGGCGAAGAAGGAAGCGGCUGAGAAGGCGAAGAAGGAAGCGGAAGAAAAGGCCAAGAAGGAGGCGGCUGAGAAGGCGAAGAAGGAAGCCGAGGAAAAGGCCAAGAAGGAGGCGGCUGAAAAGGCAAAGAAGGAAGCGGAGGAAAAGGCCAAGAAGGAGGCGGCUGAAAAGGCAAAGAAGGAAGCGGAAGAAAAGGCUAAGAAGGAGGCGGCUGAGAAGGCGAAGAAGGAGGCGGAAGAAAAGGCAAAACUGGAGGCGGCAGAUAAGGCGAAAAAACUAGCAGAAGAGGAAGCCAAACGGAAAACGAACGGUGAAGCCACGAAACAGUCGAACGGAGCUGCUCCAACAACCCCCCCAACGCAAGAAAAACCGGCCACCUCGAAGCAGGAUGCUAAGAACAGUAAGAAAAACAACAAACGGACACCCAAAAACAGUGUAUCGGAGGAUGAGAAAAGCACAGCCAAGGUAACCGGUCCAAAAAACGGGCAAAGCGGCGAUUUUGCCUCCUCUGCUGAACCCGUCACGGUAGCAAAAUCGCAGGAAAGCCAAUCAGCACCCGUGCCCAUCCCGAAGACCCCCGAAGUUGCACCUGCCUCACCGAAAUCCUCCCCGAAACCUGGCAAUGGAAAACCGGCCGUUCCGGCGAACGGUAAGCCACAGACGCCGCAAGCCAAACCCCAGGAAAAGUCACCUCCGCAACCCAAGACUGCAGCGCGAACCUCACCCCCGAAGACCACGGCCAAGGCUCCGUCUCCACCGAAAGCGGCACCUGCUGCUGCACGAGCGCCACCGAAACCUAGCACACCACCUGCCUCAAAGAAACCGGAACCUCCGCCAAAGCCCGAAUUCCUCAAGCGGAAGUCGCCCUCGGUUGAGAAGGAAAAGAUUGUCGCUGCCAAGGUCGCACCAGCAGCCACUGCACCGCAACAGGUACCUCCACAGGCCCCGGCAGCUACUCCCUCCCCCAGCUCAGUACCCGCACCAUCCACCCCUGCUCCCGUUCCUGCCCCUGCCACAGUACCAGCACCUGCUUCACCUGCACCCGCCGAACCAGCAGAAGGUGCCGCACGCCUAACCGAGGAAGCCCUCAAUGGAGCGAAGAAACCUGCCACCGCUGGUGCCGCUGCGGCCAGCAAAUCGAAACCGGCGCCGCCGAAGAAACCGGAGGUGCCGCCCAAACCGGACGUCCACAACAAGAGUGCCGCCAAAAUGAAGACACCCAUCAAGCAGCCGGGUGGCAAGACCUCCACGUCUGAUUCCAGGUCGCCGGCAGUGGAGCUAAGUAGAACGGAAGCAUUUAAGAAAAACAUGGACAUUAUAUCGACCAUCGCGGACGUGCUGCUGUCCCAUUCGCGGUCGAAGAAGAACCGGGGAGCCGGAGCAUCAUCGGACGCUGGCGCUAGUAGCCAACCCACUACUAACAGCUCCACCAAUCCACCUUCUUCCACUAGCACUAGUCUCGAUUCAUCAUCUCCCUCAUCAGCAUCACUCUUAUCAUCCCUCUUCCCUUCGCUAUCGCAAUCAUCCGGCCCCGCUGCUAGCACCUCCCGCAAAGCUUCUUCCCCGCCAGCGGACGCACCGAAACCCAAGUCAAAGCUAGAUCUGGAACGCAUCCUGCGCAUACUGCAAGCCUCCCAGCCCCCAUCUCGUUCGGGCGGCCCUGAACCGGGCGUGCUGGCAGCAUCCUCGUCACCGUCGGGACCGGAACCAUCUACAUCAGCCGCGCUACCGGUCCCAGAGCUGCCACCGGGCACGGAUACCGACGAGCAUCCGCUCGGGUCGUUUCUAACCAAAGAUGCCAUUCGUAUGUUGAUGCCUACCUUGCAGGAGGUGAACGUGAAGUUUAACGUUGAAAAGCAACUGCAAGCCCUCAAUGCUACCGCGGCAAUGGCUAAGAUACUACCGAAAACGCUGCCACCCGGCACGGACACAACCGAGGAGGAUGAGCUGGAGGAGGAUCUGCUCGACGAAGAGACGGAAGAUACGAUCGAGUACAAGUUUACACCGCGCCCGGUAUUCAUCGCAACAAUCUGUCAGGUAUGCAAGAACCCGUUGAAGAGUUUCUUCCACUGCGAACGCUGUGCGAUGGUAUCGUACUGUGGCGAAGAACACCGCCGCUUGGAUCAACCGUCCCAUCGAGAUCUUUGCGCGGUGCUGUGUGAAAUCGCAGCUAACAGAGGAGGACACAUUUACCAGCUGGCAAGGAAGCUUAACGUCGCGGAGUAUCGCAAUCUGCGCGUGCACACGCUCAACCAGAUCGAGCUGUCGCUGAAGCGGUGCAUGCAAGCCUUCGAGCGCGAGAUUGUACUGUUUCCACGCAUCUGCCUCGCACCAGACUGUCGCGAAUGGAGACAGGAGCUGCUGGCGGAGUGUACCGAUUGCCGGCAGGUUUCGUACUGUGUCGCAAAUCCCACGCACCUGCAAGCUUCGCAUCGCCGCUGGUGCAAGGCGUACCUGCUCUUUCAGAAGUUGAUCCUACGACAGCGCAUACUCGGGCGCAUCGAACCAGUGCUUCCGACACGCAUCCUCACGAAAUCGACUCCCUUGCCCGCCAACACAGACGAAGCGUUCAAGCAGUUGUACAAAAACUCGACUGUACCCCGGGAUGAAUGUGUGUACGCCGUACUGUCACAGAUAGCGACCGCUCCACUGUCGGCACUGUAUGCGUUCCAGCAGACGGGCCUACCGUUCGGUAACACAUUCACGAUCCAUCUCGUUGGGGCCGAGCUACAGUUCGAGGGCGACACACUGGACAAGUGGGAAGCGUUCUUCCUUCACCUCGUACCGGAGGUCGCCGUACUGCGAGUGGUUUUCGUCGGGCCGGAACUGAACGUCGAGAAUCUGCCGAUCGACGUCAUCAGUCGCAUCAGAAUGUGCCGCACCUGUCGUAUGAAAUGCCGUGUGGUAGCGUUCGAUUUCCAAUGUCGCACGAUGUACCACGAUUAUCGGCACAGCUCCAGGUACCAGCGACCGAACCUUAUCUGCUUCUUCAACCCGGGCCUUCACCGUACCACGGGCUUUGCUGGUUUGGAUAGCUGGCCGACAACGAUCCAUGCCGCGACCGAGGCAGGCUGUCCAAUGUUGGUGACGGCGUACACCGAGCUUGAGUCGCCGCUCGAUCUGGAACGACUGCAGCGUGAGUCGACGCGCACCCUUCAGAUCGUGCAGCCACCUUCGGUAAACCCAUUCGCUUCGAAGCGUCCCGAUCGCAACUUCAUCUCGGACGAUACUGCGCCGAUGAUCUUCAAGAACUACUACUACUUUGUGGUGAAAUAG
This is a messenger RNA of Anopheles marshallii, 4716 nucleotides long. Its product is annotated as titin homolog. The transcript has 6 exons. Bases 1 to 4716 code for a protein of 1571 amino acids. Gene Ontology annotation, cellular component: extrinsic component of mitochondrial inner membrane. Lineage: Eukaryota; Metazoa; Arthropoda; Insecta; Diptera; Culicidae. The record is from RefSeq and is a predicted model, not a curated record.